Maylandia zebra (zebra mbuna) is the source of this 5065-nucleotide messenger RNA. RefSeq lists its product as uncharacterized. NCBI's taxonomy places the organism in Eukaryota, Metazoa, Chordata, Actinopteri, Cichliformes, Cichlidae. The record is from RefSeq and is a predicted model, not a curated record.
GCUGGGAAUAAUCAACAAGACGAGACAGAGGUGAGGUUUGCGCUGGAAUGUAAGGAGAGCCGAGGGCCUCACCUGCUGCUGCUGUACAGUCAGAAACAGGGAGGCACAAUGAAAGGCGAGUGGGCGGGGUUUGCUCCAUUUUCUCUGUCUGUCUGAGAAGUUUGCACCAAAUCACUGGAGUCAGGUGUACCUGGAGAAACGCCGUCAUUCAGAGCAGCACGUUUGCGGUUUAUCCCGGAUUUACCUGCCGGCGAGAAUGCGCCAAUGAUCCGCUGAAGCCGAGAAUCGUAGCUACGCAUCAACUAAUCAAUAACAAUGAAGAAGGGGUCGCUGAAUUUUCUGGGUCGAAAGAAUCAUUCUCUAUUCGACACCAAUGUCAAAAUGCAGGAGAUGGACAAUGUAGAGUUGGUCCUGGGGUCAUCUGCAACUCAUGAGUCAGGGACUGCAAGUGUGCGAGCUAGACCCACAGUGAAGCAUGGUGCUUCCUUGUCUGAGAGUUUCCAAGGCUUUGCUGUCCCAAUGCCGAAAGUCCCUCUCCUGCCCCCUGUCAAUGGUCCAAAGACCAACGGUUCAGUUGGUUGGGAUCCAUUGUCCAAUGGCUCCAUUACUUCAGUGCCUAACCUUGAUAAAGGGGAAAUAUUUGUUCCUCCUCCUCCUUCUGUAGCACCUCCACCACCUCCAAGUGAAUGGAUUCCACCUCCACCAGACUUCCUGGGUGACUUAAACACUCUAGACCUAGCAACCAUACAGCCUCCUUCCAUGCCCGCACCAAACCCUCCUUCAGUAGAACCAAAGGAUUUAUCCUUCCUAAAACCACCACCAAUGGCUCCACCAAAGCCUCCAUCUACCACUUCUACUGGCUCUCCAUCAUCCAUACCCAUCUCUAGUCCACCAUCAGCUCAAGUUCCAGAGCAUCCAAAAUUUGCCGCCCCACAGCCCCCUACUGAAAGGCAACAGAAGACUCAGAAGAAACCUCCUCCAAAGCCCAUUAGAAUUUCCUCAGUCUCCAACUCUGACUCCCCCCCACAGACUCCUGCACCACCACCCCCUGUGCAGACACCCACAUUGUCCACUUUCAAUCCCCAAAACACAGCAAAGGUUAACACUGCUCCUAAGACCUCAUUUCUCAAUGUGUUUGAAGACCGUGACAAAAAACCUAAGCACAUGUUACUCCUGGAAGAUUCCGGGUCUUCCAGCUCUGGCCCUGUUCUCGUCAAGGUGGACGGUAAUGCUCCCAAAGUGCCUACACUAUCUAAACCAGUUCCCAUUGUAAAGGAGCUGGAGGAGAAUUUACAAGUUGCCCAACCUUCUGAAUCUACCCUAUUUGAGCAAAAGACAGUGACUAAGACAGAGACUAAGACAAAGGCUAAAACAGAGACAAUUUCAGUGCAACCAGAAAUAACCAAACCAGUACAGCCACCGCCUCAGAAGUCUCUACAGCUUGAUAAAGUUGACAAUACUCAGAUUAAUUUAGAGACAAGCAAGGACAAACUUGGAGAGAACCAAGGUCCAAAAGCAGAAAGUCCAAAAGCAGAAAAUCCUAGAGAGUACCAAAGUCCAACCCCAGUCAAACCUGUACGGUAUCAAAAUCCAAACCAGAAAUACAGUCCGAUAUUGGAUCACAAACUACGUAACCUGAAAGGAAGUGAAACCCAUGGAGCACGAGACGGGAAUGCAGCUUCUCCGCUGGCUCUUCUAAAGGCAGCUAAAGAAAGAGAGAAAAACAGAACGACGCACUCUGUUUCACAGGAAAACAGUGGAAAGAACAAUGAGCAGCCAAGUAUUCACUCAAGUGACCUUUCAAGUUCUGGCUCUUCAGCUGUAAAACUGACAGAAAAAAUAUUACCAGAGACUCCAAAAUCCUUCAGUCCAGUAGACCGUCCACAAACAAAUGAUGCUCCUGAAACUUCAAGCAGUCAUGCCCUGGUCAAUGGUCAGGCACCAUCUACCAGUCCAGCUCUCAACAGGAUCAUAGAAACCCCUGCUGUUAGCAAAAAAGCAGAGGAGAGACAAAAGGCAUAUCAAAGCAGCUCACUGUCUCAGACUCCACAACCUGAGGGCAAUAAAGAUGGGUUCAGCAUGCCAUUACUGCCUCCACCACCAGAGUUUGAUGAUUUAAGCAAGAUUAUGGACCUGCCACCUUCCAUCAUUCCACCGGACCCUCCCACAAAAAAGGCACCGUCACCACCUGUAACCUCUCUUUCCCCUGCCUCAGUUCAGUAUCCUUUGAAUAAGACACAACCCUCUGCAAGUCCUCCCUCUUCAGUUCCACCUCCUCCUCUGAAGACAGCACCUACAGCUUCAAUUCCACCUCCUCCUCUGAAGACAGCACCUCCCUCUUCAGUUCCACCUCCUCCUCUGAAGACAGCACCUACAGCUUCAAUUCCACCUCCUCCUCUGAAGACAGCACCUACAGCUUCAAUUCCACCUCCUCCUCUGAAGACAGCACCUCCCUCUUCAAUUCCACCUCCUUCUCUGAAGACAGCACCUCCCUCUUCAAUUCCACCUCCUCCUCUGAAGACAGCACCUCCCUCUUCAAUUCCACCUCCUCCUCUGAAGACAGCACCUACAGCUUCAAUUCCACCUCCUCCUCUGAAGACAGCACCUCCAGCUUCAGUUCCACCUCCUCCUCUGAAUACAGCACCUCCAGCUUCAAUUCCACCUCCUCCUCCUCUGAACCACCCACCUCCUAAUGUCCAACCAAAGACACAAGUCCAGACAAAACCCAAGCCAGACUCCACUCAGCCAGCACGCACUCUGGAACAAAGACAUUUUGAUCUCCAGUGCAUCCUAAAAAAGAAGCUGGAGGAAAUGGCCCCCAAAAUUUCCCACCAAAAGGAAGAUGUAGAGCCUUCCUCUGAUGAAUGGGAGUCCAAUGACCAGCUCAAAUCACCAACUACCAAAUAUCACCAGAAAGCAGCAACUCUGGACAUGAGGGAGCUGCAGCGUCAAGUGAACAAAAAAUAUCCAGAUAACUCGCCAACAAAAGCUUUGACCAGCAAUGGGCCGAAGUCUAAAUAUCAACAUGGUAUGACUUUCACAGUUCGGCCUGGAACCAAAAAUCCUAUUACUUAUCAUGAGUAGCGGAGAUUAUUAAGGGUCUUUCGAUUCUUGGACAUGUUGAGACCUUCAACACAGACUAUGGGACACAACGUGUGUGAAACUACACUUUUAUCAGCAGCAGUGUGGACCACAGCUGAAAAAGAAGGCUUCACACAGGUUAUUUACACACUGGGUAGCAAAUAUGUUAAGACUGCCUGUUGACAAAGGACUGCCGAAUCAUAAAGACAAACACGACACAGUCACUGUCAAAUGGUGUUUUCUUUUCCAUUGUGUCACAGUCAGAAAGAACGUUUUAAACAUUUGUGUAGUUGCUGCUAAUUAUUUAGUCUUAAGCUAUAUUUUGCUAUAUGUUGACUUUUUAACCAUAGCUUUGGGUAAUGUUAUUGUAUAGGAAAACUCCAUUAAUAUUCAAAUAAAAAAAGGUAAAAGUUUUUUAAAAGUCUUUUAUAAAACAAUGAGAAAAUUUAAUUGUAAAAUAUAGUAAUUUGGAGCAUAACUGUUAUUAUUUCAUGCUGUAAUUACCUGCCAAAUAAUGGGAAAUGUUCUUUCACUGUUACAUCUCGAUUAUGAAAGUCUUAUGGCGCAGAGUAGUAGGGGUCUAGUGUGAUUCUCACAUUUAUCCCAAAAAAUCCUUUAUGGUUUGUAUUGGAUUUUCUAUACCACUACGAUAAAGAGUGUUAAUCUAGUUACGUAUACAUUGUUAUUCAUGGAGAUAUCAAUUUGUAUAAUAUGAAAAUCACAUUUGGACAUUGCAAGAUGUAGUUAUAUGUACAUGUUAAAGUUGUAUAUAGAAAGUCAUCAAAUUAAGACAUUCAACUCUAAGUAGGAAAUAAAUGUAACAAAUUGCUGAGUACACAUGGCUUGCAUGUGUACUCAAUUGUAUGUAAAAACACUGCAGUGAUUUGCAUCAUCCUAGUAAUUAAAGCUUUUAGCUGUGGCUCAGAAUGUAAGUGCAGAUUUAAUAUACUGGUAAAUUCCCAGGGUGCAGUAUUGUUUAGUUUGUGGCUUUAGUUUGUUGUUAGGUGGUUGCUAGACAGUGUGACAUCAUCGUAAUAUGUCAUGCUUAGUUUUUGGGAUAUAAAUUAUGUGUUACUGUUGUGAAAUUAAAAUGAUACAAUACUUUUAUAAGGCUCUUGUAGGUGCAUAAAAGCUACAAAUGUGUCAUUGUGCCACAUUGUCAGGUGGCUGCUAGGCAACAUGAUGACCUCAUAAUAUUUUAUAUAAACAAGAAUCGUCAGGGCCCCAUGAAGAACCUGUGUGCCAACUCCAGAUCAUGUAGGAGCUUGUGUGCAGAUUUUUUUGUAUUAAAGUAAGAUAUAAGCUAGCUGAAGAACUGGUUUAAGUUUUUUUUUCCCUCCUAAGAAUUGUCCCAAAUAGCAUCACGCAAUUAAUUCCAAAUAAUUCCAAGAUUCUGCUAACGAAGAAAUUUAGAUUUAAUUAUUAGGCGUUUUUUGUGGUUUUUGACGCAAAUAACCAAAACACAUCAAAGCACAUGUAAUUCAACAGACCUCCAUGAAAGGCCUUAAAUGUACCAAAAGUUAUAGAUCAUUAUUAUCUACAUCAGACCUCACAUUGACACUGUUAGUGAAUGACUGGGGUCUGCGUCAGCCACAUCCUUACCAACACAGUGGUUUAUAUUUACAGGGCAUGUGAUCAAAAAGUUCCACCAAUAAAAUAAGAAACAUACUCAAUUUAGCUACUAUGCUACUCAAGAUGGUUUCCUUCAUCGCUUCUCCGGGGCUGCCAUUGCUUCUGCUAUUUAUUUUUAUUUUUAGAUGGCUUCACUGAAGUCCCACCCCAUGUGUUGAAAUGUCUUCUGCGUCAAAGUGAACCAUUCUGAAUCUGGAAGAUUUAAGAGUGGUUUGUCUGAGGUCGAGCAUUUUUGUCCUGUUUUUUUUCCCCCCCUAUAUUUACUGGGUAAAACACCAUCACUGUCAGUGCACAGUUGUACUGUAACAUCCUGGGUAAGCAUUCUUUUCAAAUAAAAAACUUUCACUCACAA